Molecule: messenger RNA, 361 nt
Organism: Clupea harengus (Atlantic herring)
Lineage: Eukaryota; Metazoa; Chordata; Actinopteri; Clupeiformes; Clupeidae
Gene: rps28
Product: ribosomal protein S28
Biological process (GO): ribosomal small subunit assembly; maturation of SSU-rRNA; translation
Cellular component (GO): ribosome; cytosolic small ribosomal subunit
Molecular function (GO): structural constituent of ribosome
Source: RefSeq, a predicted model, not a curated record
GGUAUAUAAGGCUUGCGGCAUACCACGUGACCCUCUUUCGCUCUCGCUACACCAACAUGGAUGCCAGUCGUGUGCAGCCGAUAAAACUCGCAAGAGUAACCAAGGUUCUGGGAAGAACUGGUUCCCAGGGACAGUGUACCCAGGUUAAGGUUGAGUUCAUGGAUGACAGCAACCGAUCAAUCAUCCGUAAUGUCAAGGGCCCAGUACGAGAGGGUGAUGUGCUGACCCUCCUGGAGUCUGAGAGAGAAGCAAGGAGACUGCGAUAGAAGCUCCUGGAGGUGAUCUUGUAGUGGAAACAAGACUUCCCAUGUCAACACACCAUCUGAUCUGUACAGUUUGGGAAUAAAUCCUUGAAAAGAAA